GUUACCAAUAAUGUUUAAUCUGUGGAGUAUGUAACCGAGGAGGUUCUUUCUACCUGAAUUACUUUGAUAUAUUGUGUUGAUACCUGUAUUUGAUUAGUUUAAUCAGAACGUAACAUAAGUAACAAAUUGUAAUGUCUUUCUGAAUAUCAAUCUGGUUCCAUGGCAUGUAUUUGAAGCUAUCCAAAUUGGCAUACAUAUGUCGUACAACUAGGAUGGUUAUGGUAAAGUUAAAUCAUGGAUUAAUAAUGUACCUUUGCUCAGCAGAAGAGUUCAGAUAUCCAUUAAUUCGUCUUUGUGACCAUCAAUGGAUGAAGCAAAGUUUAAGAUUAUAGAACAUACUUCUGUCACUAAUGAGUGGAUGAGUAUAAGUAUAAUAUGUACAAUAAACAUACUGACCAAUAUAUAUCAACUGUGCCCGAUUUUCAGACACUUUAGACAUAUAUGUAUCAGUAAAUCAGGACACAUAAUGAUUCCAAAAAUAGCCAUGCAUAUGUAGUUCAUUCACCCUACGAGUGAUAUGUGCGUAGGUCUGGAUGACGGAUAACUGGGUGUUUAUCACUUAUGUUAGAGAUACGACUACAUACACUGUACAUCUAUCACAUGAUAUUAGGAUACAGAUCAUGUGGUAUUCACAAUCGACUGAUGGCAUGAUACUGGGGGAACAUGGAGUCUACACCGCUACUUGAAAACAAAGUUAAAAAAGACAAGUCAACACUUGGAAAUCUACUCAAGGCUAACGUUGUGUUUCUUGUUUUCCAUUUGGCUGUCAAUAUCCGUAAUCCACUGGUAACACAAUAUCUUUACAAGAGGUACUCCGAUGAGGUGUUCGAUAACAGCACAGGGUCUGCCAACACUCCAAAUCAAACCUGUUACGUUAACAAGUCGGAUCCAGGAUAUAUGUUACAGGAAAUAGUUCAAGAAAGGACAUCAAACUGUCAAACUAUACUCACAGUUAUUGGAAGCUCCUUAUCAGUAAUAAGCUGUCUGUUUCUAGGGGCAUAUUCUGAUUUUCUUGGUCGACGAUUCCUCUUUAUAGUACCAUUAAUUGGAGAGGUUCUAAGGUAUGUGUUUUUAACAGCUGUUAUUUACUGGAAUCUCGAUCUGAGAUACCUGUACAUUGGCGAGGCCUUAGAUGGUAUUUCAGGGGGAUACAAUGGUGUGAUUCUAGCUAGUUAUGCCUACACGGCUGACAACACACCACCUAAGAACUCUCGCACAAUAUGGAUCGCUGUGAUAGAUUUCACCACCUACCUGGCUGCUGCAGCUUCCUCAGUCAGUACUGGUUACUUCAUGAAAGACCUAGGUUAUCUCUACCCGUCGAUAACUACAACCUCACUCAUGCUUCUCUCUCUCCUCCUUGUUGUUCUUCUUCUCCCAGAAACUAUCCACACGGAUCGAAGAUCUCAAUACCCGACUCCAAUGAAAGCAGUGAAAAAUGUAUUUGGAUUCUACUUUUCAAAAGAUUUUGGACCAACGCGAAUCUAUUUCUGGCUUAUACUUGCAGCAUAUUUUAUAUCCUUUUUCGGUCAGGCUGGGGUGUACAUUGUGCAAUAUCUUUUCCAACUAAACCUGCCUUUCUGUUGGGGACCAGAGCUCAUUGGCUACUUUAAUAUGGCGUUCUGCCUCACCAUGCAAUUACUGGGGAUUCCAGUCAUCAAACUCCUCCAUCUGUGCACCUCAGACCCAGGAAUAUGUAUCAUAACAGGAGUCAUACAGGCAGGAGCCUUUGUCCUUGAGGGCCUGGCCACCACUGACUUCAUGCUUUUCUCAUUUGUUUUGCCCAAUGGUCUUGCAGCCCCUUUCUUGCCGACACUGAGGGCUAUCAUGUCGCGGAUGGCUCCUGCUGAAAUGCAGGGAUCACUGUUUGCCGGUAUUGGACUUGUGAACAUCAUCUCAUCAACUAUAGGCAUAACAGCUUUCAACGAGAUGUAUGAUGCCACUGUGAAGAUACUGCGUGGCUUCGCCUUUUUCGUCUGUGCGGGAUUCCAACUGUUGUCAGCAGCUAUCAUAGUAGUGUUCCUGUGUACAUCUCGUCGCGUGGUCGACACCAAAACCUCUGCUGUUGUUGUCAACAACGAACCAGACUGGAAACCUGGUCCCAUCAUCUCACAGGACAAGGCUGUCACCGAAAACACGACAUAGUGUCCUUUGUCAAAAACUGUUUAAGACGUAUAACAACUUCUUGUUAAAUAGCAGUCACUGUCACAACAUACAUAUGAUAAACUACCAUUGAUAUAAAUGCGUCAACGCGUCAAAAUAUUUUCAUUGUAUUUGCU
Molecule: messenger RNA, 2276 nt
Organism: Haliotis rufescens (red abalone)
Lineage: Eukaryota; Metazoa; Mollusca; Gastropoda; Lepetellida; Haliotidae
Product: solute carrier family 46 member 3-like
Exons: 4
Coding region: 664-2142 (492 amino acids)
Biological process (GO): transmembrane transport
Cellular component (GO): membrane
Molecular function (GO): transmembrane transporter activity
Source: RefSeq, a predicted model, not a curated record